AUGCUGUUUCUGCAGGUGGCUGAAAAAGAGGCUCUCCAAGCCAGACAAGAGGAGGAGAAAGCCGAGCAUCGGAGGAAAGCCAAGGCAGAUAAAAAAGGCCAAAAAAAGAGCCAGAAAGCAAACAGAACGGGGGAUAAACGGAAAGCUGAAGAUGAGUACGAGGAGGAAUGGGGAGAGGAUGCAGAGCUGCCGUCCAAGAGGCUCCGAGGGGAGGAAGGCUUUGGUAGCACAGCCACAGAGGAGCUCAUGGAGACAGAAAGUGGUCUUUUCGGCCGCCGAGCUCCACCAUCACGUAAAUCUGAGCCACCCGGUUUCCGUAAGAACCAACAGGGACUGUCUGAAGCCCCGCGACAACCCCUGGACACGUCAAAGGAGCAGCGCAAAGAUGAAGAUAGUGUAUUUGUCAGUAACUUGGCUUUUAAUCUGGAGGACCCAGAGAACAAGCUGCGAACAUUUUUUCAGGGUUGUGGGACUGUACAGCAGGUGCGGCCCGUGUUUACAGUGAAAGGUGCGUUUAGAGGCUAUUGCUAUGUGCAGUUUGAGGACAGACUGGCUGUAUCCGAGGCACUGAAACUGGACAGGCAGGAGGUGGAUGGGCGGCCCAUAUAUGUGUCUCCUUGUGUGGACAAGAAUAAGAAUCCUGACUUCAAGGUUUUUAAGUACAAAACAGCAGUGGAGAAGCACAAGAUCUUUAUCUCGGGCCUGCCGUACUCCUGCACUAAAGAGACACUGGAGGAUCUCUGUAAACAGCACGGCACAGUGAAAGCCAUCCGGCUCAUCACCAACCGCUCCGGCAAACCCAAGGUGUGUGUGCGUCUCCGCGGGCCUCUCAUUCCUCAAGCAUGGCACUGGAGGCCUCCUCCUUCUCCCGAACGCUCGAGGCUGGACGAUUGGUUCCUGGGGGCGCAGGCCGGUCGUCGGCAGCCUCCUCCGGUUCCAUUCUUCCCGGAAGUGCAUGAGGAGGUGACUAAGUCUUGGAGGGCACCUUUUUCUGCCCGAAACAGGCCUGGUGCCUCCUCCGUCCUCACCACCCUCGACGGUGGGGCGGCCCAAGGGUAUGUGGACAUCCCCCCCAGUCGAGUGCGAUAUUGCCAUGUAGCUCUGCCCGCAAAUGCUGCUGGACAGGCCGCUUCCGCCCUGCACGCCAUGGCCCUCCUGCAAGUCCACCAGGCCAAGGCGUUGAAGUUCUAG
Molecule: messenger RNA, 1191 nt
Organism: Sinocyclocheilus rhinocerous
Lineage: Eukaryota; Metazoa; Chordata; Actinopteri; Cypriniformes; Cyprinidae
Product: squamous cell carcinoma antigen recognized by T-cells 3-like
Exons: 5
Coding region: 1-1191 (396 amino acids)
Molecular function (GO): RNA binding
Source: RefSeq, a predicted model, not a curated record